Molecule: messenger RNA, 2194 nt
Organism: Sinocyclocheilus grahami
Lineage: Eukaryota; Metazoa; Chordata; Actinopteri; Cypriniformes; Cyprinidae
Product: zinc finger and BTB domain-containing protein 12-like
Exons: 5
Coding region: 264-1769 (501 amino acids)
Biological process (GO): regulation of transcription by RNA polymerase II
Molecular function (GO): protein binding; RNA polymerase II cis-regulatory region sequence-specific DNA binding; DNA-binding transcription factor activity, RNA polymerase II-specific
Source: RefSeq, a predicted model, not a curated record
AGGGGGCUUUUAUUCUGAAAAUCGUCUUUUGUAUUCAAUAUUUCUUGGCUUACGAUGCUUUUGGAAAAGCAGCCCUGAGCAGUUAAACAGCCCACUGUUCUUCAUAAAUAUUCUCCGGGUCCUGCAUAUUGUUUGGAUUUCCAGCAUCUUCUGCACAUUAAAGCUCUUUCCAACAGUGACCGUAUGGUUUUGACAUCCAAAGCUGCAAGCAGUCACUGCUGCUCAAGAAGGCAACACAUUACGUUAAGAGCUAAGGUGAAAACAUGGAUGUGGUGAGUUUCCGUUUGCCUGGGCAUGGAGACACGGCCCUGAGUAACAUCAACUUCCUGCGGACGCAGCAGCACUUCUGUGAUGUGACCAUCGUGGCGGGAGGCAGGCGCAUGUUCAGGGGUCACAAGGUCGUGCUGGCUGCUUGCUCUGCGUUUCUCAGGGACCAGUUCCUCCUGAACCCCUCAUCAGAGCUACAGCAGGUGUCGAUGUUGCACAGCUCAGCGGUGGUAUGUGAACUCCUCCAGUCCUGUUACACAGGGAUGCUGCAGUUCAGUGCCAAAGAGAUCGUGAACUACCUGACUGCAGCCAGCUACCUGCAGAUGGAGCAUGUGGUGGAGAAAUGCAGAGGAGCCCUGAGCCAGUACAUGCAGCCCCGGAGCUGCAGCCCAGUUGUGAAUGUCUCAACCUCAAACAAGUCUAUUCAGACUGUGAAAUCAGAAGACUAUCCAUCUAUGCCAGUGAUCGUCAGUGUCAGAGGAUCAGAUGCAUCCGGCCAAAUCGAGGGAGAGGACGGGCCUGAGAGCGACGUCUUUCAGGUGCAAAUCAAUGAUGAACAUCAAGACCCAGAGAAGACCUCUGGUGCUGAGGAGGAAGACAGAGAAGCUGUUGUUGUGUUGGAUGACCACAGGCAGCUGGACGCAGGUAUAGAGGAGCCCUAUAUGGAAGGGCGAGCCAAAGGCAACGGCAUCGGAGGGGCAGGUCACAUGUGGAGAAGACGGCACGGAGUGCACAGGGGAGGCAGAGGAAGAGGCUUCAAACACCGGAAGCAGUACACUUUCAAGGAUCGCAAGCUCUUGGGUAACUAUCAGGAUUAUCAGGAGCACCUUCCGACGCCAGAUGAGACAAUGAGUAAUUUUGGAGCAGACUUUCAGGCCAAUCAGAAUCUCACAGAUGGUUCUGUCUUUGUUGAGUACAGGCCUGGAGAGGGACAAGGAGAAGAGAUUGGCUCUGAUGGAGGUCUUGCACACUUUGGUGUGGAAACUUCCAGUGGGGAAGAAGGAAUGGGAGUUAGGACACAUACAAAUGAACACAGAGCUGCUGAUGAGUCUGUGGCAGUGGUGGGAUCCACGUCCUGCGUAGCUGGACCAGUGGUGUGUGAGCAAUGCGGAUUAGCGUUUUCCUCAACGCAGGAUUUAGCCAUGCAUUCCCUGUCAACACACCGGCUGUACGUGUGUCCGUGCUGCGGGAAACACUUCAGCCACUUUAAUAUCCUCAAUCGCCACAUGAUCGUCCACCGUGGAGUAUCCAAGCUCCACUGCUGCCCCCUGUGCCACAAGACCUUCACUCAAAAGUCAACAUUGUGCGACCACAUGAAUGUGCACAGUGGGGAACGGCCGUAUGUGUGUGCAUACUGCCACGUCAGCUUUGCCCACAAGUCUGCUCUGCGCCGUCACCUGAUGGAGCAACACGGAAAGACCAUGCCCCAAAACCACAUGGAGGUGCAGCGAAACAAUGAGGGUGGUGUUGGGCUAGGGUUUAAAUCAUAUUUGAAUAGGUAAAGUAGGUGUUAUAAUGAAAAUUAUAUUUUUUCAUUAUACACUUUUCUAUUUUUAUUUUGCACAGCCAUGAAAAUGUCUUUGAAAUCGAUAAGUGAUUACUAUGCGUUUGACCUCUAAAGCCUGGAGUGAAUGAAUGACUGAUUAUUCAGUUAAAUAGUUUGCCUAAAAAUGUUAAUUCUAUCUAGAUUUAUUCACCCUAAUGUUGUGUCAAACCUGUGACUUUCUCCUCUGACUUUCUUCUGUUGAACACAAAAUAAUUAACUGUUUUUAUCCAUACAAUAAAAAUCAAUAGGGUCCAAACAAUAGUGACUCCACUGUUACAUAUACAGGUACCUGUUGGGAAUUACUGCAUGCUGCAUCUCAGUCAGUGCCUUCGGUCCAGCUGCGGUCUUUCUUACAUAUUUUGCCCCAUUAAAGGGAUAGUU